Umbelopsis ramanniana AG is the source of this 1082-nucleotide messenger RNA. RefSeq lists its product as uncharacterized. The record is from RefSeq and is a predicted model, not a curated record. Lineage: Eukaryota; Fungi; Mucoromycota; Umbelopsidomycetes; Umbelopsidales; Umbelopsidaceae. Bases 158 to 913 code for a protein of 251 amino acids. The transcript is spliced from 3 exons. Gene Ontology annotation, molecular function: FMN binding.
UAUGCUGUACCCAAAAAAAAUUCAUGUCUAACCUGGCUCACAUGGAACGUGUAAUACUUUGAAAUUCUCUUGCCAUCAUCUCAGUUAUUAAUAACUUGGCUUCUUUAAAUCAACCAAACCUUGUCCUUCCCGUUGAAACUAGCACCCCCCACAAUUGAUGGCAGGCUUAGCACCUUUUGACCUCGAUAAGAAAUUUACCUUAUCGCAAGUUCCACAUCCGGCAUGGAAACCGCAGAACUCUCAAGGUCGUUCAGAACAUGCCGUUCAAAAAGUUGCUUUAGACCCUCAAGAAAUUGGACCAGGCAACUCCUACAAACUGUUGAUUGGAGGCGUGGUCCCUCGCCCCAUCGCAUUUGUCAGCACACGUUCGAAAACAGGUUUACUCAACUUAGCACCGUUCUCCUUCUUUAACGUGGUAUGUAACGAUCCGCCAACCGUAGCUAUCAGUAUAGCUAUGGCUGGGGGCCACCAGAAGGACACUGCCACCAACAUAUUGGAUUCCGGAGAAUUUGUCGUCAAUAUCAUUUCCGAAUGGUUCGCAGAGGCUGCAAAUUAUACAUCCAUAGACGCUCCACCGGGCCAAAGCGAAUUCCAACUUAGUGGAUUGACGCCAAUCGAUUCGCUUCAAGUGCAAGCCCCGAGAGUAAAGGAAAGCGCCUACCAAAUGGAAUGUAAACUUGUCCACCACUUGCCAAUCAUUAACAAGGAAGGAAAAACAACUUUUCUUCAUAUUAUUGGAGAGAUUUGCAUGUUCCACAUUGACGAUGACGUUGUGGAUACCAAUAGCUAUCAUGUCUCCCUCGAAAAACUUAGACCUCUGAGUAGAUUGGGUGGUAUAUCUUAUGGCCGCACCACAGAAGGAUAUGAGAUCCCUAGACCUAAAUGGGAAGAAGAAAAGGAGAAGUUCGCAUAAUAGAGCGUUUCUUGUCAUUCUGCUACCAUUGUGCUUGUGACUGUGCAGUAAUGAACUUCCCCAAUUGCUUGGUAACAACAAAAAUAUAUUCAAUUUGUUACCCUAUACGCUGCAAUGAGUAAACGCAUGUUGGUUUUGGUGGGCUUACCGGGCUCUGGCAAAAGUACAU